UUCUAUGUGGGACAAUGACACCUUACAUGUGAAUCCAACAAAGAAAAAGGAGGAGCAAAAUAUUCCUCUGCAUGCACCCUCAAAAGAAAAUGAUCACACAAUUGUUUCUCCUGACAGAUCAUACAAGUUUACUGUGAAACUUCAUUAUGAGAUAAAAUUGUGUAUUGACCUCCCAUUCAAAAUGACAUUUUAAUUACGGUAUCAUAAAAAGAAAAUUUGGAAACAACAUGUCUACAGUUGUUUGCCAUGUCUCUAAAGAACUAAAAGAAGGAGUGGAGGCAUUACCCAUCACAUUACUGUAUAUUACAUUUCCCAAUGUCUAGGACUAGACUUGGUGUGCAUCAAGGCACCAAACUCCUCAAUUUGCAUAUCUGUAUAUGAACCAAAGUGCAGUUCAUAGAUUUUUGCAACUGAUCAUGGUGACUAUCAUAUUUGUAUCUUGAUGUUACCCUAAACUCACUGAAUGCUUAUCUCUUAUCACUGUGCUUUACUUUAGUUUGUUUCAUCUUGUAGCUGAUCAUCUUUCUUACCCCUUUUUUUUUUUUUUCUGAAUUUGUCAUACAGAUAGCUAGUUUUAUAAAGACCCACAUAUUUAGCCGCAGGCGACCAAUUGAUGGUUGGAAAUACAUGAUAGAGGAGAUAGGACCAAAUGCGAGGAAAGGUAAGGGCAGUGUUUCAAGGCUACCAAGUUUAUCAGAUCCAGCAACUCAACCGUUCAAGGAGGAAAGGACACAAAUUGAAGGCAGUCUCAGCCCCCGAAGGGACAGGUAGCUUCAAUCUUUUUGCUUUUUCUGGUAUAGCAUCGGUCUGUAAUAGGCAGACCAUGGGAUUCACAAGGAAUCGCCUCCUUGCAAUCACCCCAAGAAUUGAACCUUGGUCACCAAAAUAGCGAGCGACCCCUUCCCAACCAAGCUACAACGCCUUUGCUCUUCGGUUUUUACAUGCCUAGCAAAUUUUGCUUUGCAUUUGGAGAAUCUCACUCAUCCUUUCUUUCUAUCAUUUUUAAGGAUUUGUGGCAUCCAGAUUUCUCUAUGUAGCAGAUUGAUCUAAUCUCAACUGCAUGGAAUUUGUGUACUGAAAGCCUACAAUGUGUAUAAUACUCCACAUAAAUAUUAUUAUUUAUU
Molecule: messenger RNA, 1124 nt
Organism: Rubroshorea leprosula
Lineage: Eukaryota; Viridiplantae; Streptophyta; Magnoliopsida; Malvales; Dipterocarpaceae
Source: the annotation of a GenBank genome assembly